CUGAGAGGUGAUAGUCGCUUGCUCCCGCCCCCGCUUCACCGUCCGGUCGAACGAAGAAACGGCGAGAAUGGCAUUUGUGCGUGAAAUUGUAUCAGUUUUUAUGUGAACAAGUGGAUAUUUCUCACAGGAGCAGCUUCACCUUCCGACCUUUAGUUCAGUGGUGUAAUUAUCCCUUUGGAGUGUUGUAUUAUGUGCAGUUUUAGAGAGUUUUGUGUCAAAGAAUUUUAGUGUGACUGGUUCGGGGUGGUAUCCCGUGGAUUUUGUUUCAUUGUGCUUAGCAAUAAUGGUCCGCCUUCCCGCUAACAUCGUUGGAAUUUAAAACAUUCGUGCCCAACCGGCAUGGAUGAGGGUUUACUCAACGACCUUCUCGAGUGCUCCGUUUGUUUGGAGCGACUCGACACUUCUUCCCGUGUCCUACCAUGCCAGCAUACCUUCUGUCUCAAGUGUUUGAAGGUGAUUAUAGAAUCCCACAAGGAGUUGCGAUGUCCAGAAUGCAGGGUGUUAGUCGAAGCGAAGGUGGAGGAGUUGCCUCCGAACGUGCUCCUCAUGAGGAUCCUCGAAGGUAUGAAGAACUCCGCUCCGAGGAAGUCGGCGACUGGACAAAGGACAUCAAGGAGCGGUCAUUCCCAGGGGUCACAAGGUGUUCAGGGCGGCGGUAAGCAGUUGCCGCCGCACGCAAGGGCAAUAUACGACUACUUAUCCAAGGAACCAGGGGAUCUCUCGUUCAAGAAAGGGGAAACCAUACUCCUUCAGAAGAAAUUGGACCAGUUCUGGUAUCAAGGAGAAUGUUCUGGAAGAACUGGCAUGUUUCCCGCGGCAUAUGUUCAGGUCGUGGUACCUCUACCUGUAGCCACUGCGCUAUGCAAGGCGUUGUACGACUUCCGAAUGUCUGCACCAGACGAGGAAGGCUGCCUGGCUUUCGAUAAAGGGGCGAUUAUAACGGUGCACCGUCGUGUGGAUGAUAACUGGGCGGAAGGGAGGCUGGAUCAACGUGUUGGCAUCUUUCCUAUCGCCUUUGUAGAACUCAACCAGGCAGCCAGACAGCUUAUGAACAGUGUCCCCUUAAACCGUCACGUGCCACCCAUACCGGAACAGACGCGAGCUUCGCACUCUGAACACAGACACCAUGCACAACAGCAGCAUUCGCACCGUUACCAACAGAUGUCGCUGUCGACGCCGGGCGCGGUGCAGGGCACGUACCAGAACCUGCCCGCCAUGAGCCAGUCGCAGCCCAAUUACGCGGCCGCGCAGACUCUAAUGCCGCAGCAUUCGCAAAUCUUACUGCCGCAGCCACUCAACCAACACGUCACAGCCAUCUCACACGGCGGACUCGUUACCACCACCGCUCUACCCAGAAACAUCAUGGAACCCACCCAAACCAAACACUCUCUAGAUCUCAUACAGUUUACCAACAUGCAUAACAAGUCCCAUCAAGGAACUAUGGGCAUACAGAGUGUCUCCCGAAUCGGCGAAAACUACGACAGACUACGAACAGUAAAAUACGAUAGCUAUAAUUCGACGCCGGUGCAUAAAGUUGAUAAUACCUACCAGAAUGUAAGGACGCACGAACAUUUUCCUGUAUCUGUAGCCAAUUUCAACACUAGCAAUGUUAGUUCCGAUUCAAGUUCGAGUAUGAACACGCCAUCGUUCGGAGUAAGUUCUACGACCACUCCGAACACAAGCUCGGAUACAAGUACUUGUGAGAGCGCUGAACCGAGCCUUCCUAGUUCUCCCGACAAUAACACCGAACGAAAUGCGACCGUCAUCGCUGGCAAUACGGCUCAAAUUCAAAAUCAAAACCAGAACCAGCCAGAGGAGGAAACUAACAAUGACGAAUCCCUUAAUACAUCUAUGGGAGUGCUGAGUUUGAAUGAAAGUUCUACAGCCACAAACACGUCCUUGAAUGUCAGCUUGCCACCGUCAGAGAGUCCAAAAUUGAAUGCGUCUGCUACGAGUAAUGCCUCUCAAACGCAAGAAGAUAAUCACGAAGGUGCGAUCAAUAAUGACUCUUCUAGACUUGACGUGCCUUCGUCUAGUAAAAACGCAUUGCGGUCUAGUGGACCUGAUUCUUUAUUGAAUUUUGGAUUGGGACUGCAAGCGGCGCUGUCGCCCUCUCACGGGAAAGAUGGGAAUUAUAUGGUGAGCAGAGCGCAUAGAGAUCAUCACCAUAGAGAAAGAGAGAAAAGACAUAGCUUGACGCCUUCUACACACUUACAAGGGAAUCAUAAUACUCAAAACAGACACUCGGCGGAGAUCCUAGCGACGAGCCUGCUAGACGCCGGACCCGAGAGUCGGGCGGAACGUUUGGAGCGACGCCGGCGUCGGUCGCGCAGUAACGAGCGUCCGCUACCCGCCGCCUACGUCGCCAUAUACCCGUACAAACCACAGAAACCCGACGAACUCGAGCUUAAGAAAGGAGGUAUCUACACGGUGACGGAGCGAUGCCGCGACGGCUGGUACAAAGGUUGCUCAGAACGAUCGCAGCGCUGCGGUGUCUUCCCGGGGAACUACGUCGCGCCCGCCUCCAACCUGCGUCCUAAACAUGAUAAGUCGCAGAGCGCGCCCCCGACGGGGUCGGUGGGCCCUGUAUCGGCGAGUGCCCCCAGUGGGUCGGCCCCCACCCAGCCCGCCGCCCCCGACGCACCGCCCCGCGCUAGAGACCCCGCUCUACUCAUGGCCCAACCAUUGACGUAUCCAUGGUGUUCACCCGCCCAAUCACAGCAAAGCACGCCGAGAACUGAAAAGCCGAAAGAAAAAUCGAAAGCCGAGAAGUCUUCAAUAUCAACGGGUGUUAGUUUGAUGAAGCGUUUGGCUGCUAUGAAGAAAUGCAAGUCGCCGCCUCCCGCUGGAUACAGCAUGGAUAAUCCAGUGUUCGAAGACGGUCCCGGCACGUCAUUGAUGCUAAACACCAACUCACAACAUCAUCCUGUACAUGUGAGAACCGGCACAGAAAACCCGUGGCAGUCACAGCACAGGAAAUCGCAAUCACUAGACGUGACUGCUUCUAGACGGGACCGACACCACUCACAACCGAAUAAAGAAAGAUUUCGCUGCAUAGUCCCGUAUCCGCCUAACUCGGAGUACGAGUUGGAACUUAAAGUGGAUGAUAUAGUGAUUGUGUCGAAAAAGAGAGGGGACGGCUGGUAUAAAGGUACGCUACAGCGGACCGGUCGUACUGGCCUUUUCCCCGCGUCAUUCGUUCAGAGCUGCCCGCCUGAAUGACAAAGGCCUACACCUUCAAGGUUUGGGACUCUAUUCUAGUACAUAAUUGUGACGGGAACAUUUUAAUGUGCGGCCCAAUGUCCAUAGCUUUUUUUAUAAGAAAACUAAAACGUAGUUUCACAUUAUACCCAUCAGUGAUUUUAUUUCGUUAGCAGUAAGGUCUAUUGUUGAAGAAACUGUGUAUCGAAUUAAUUUGAUUAACUUAUUUCUGAAUUAAUCAGCCAAAAUGUCUUCAAACUUUGG
This is a messenger RNA of Spodoptera exigua (beet armyworm), 3465 nucleotides long. The record is from the annotation of a GenBank genome assembly. NCBI's taxonomy places the organism in Eukaryota, Metazoa, Arthropoda, Insecta, Lepidoptera, Noctuidae.